This is a messenger RNA of Serpula lacrymans var. lacrymans S7.9, 2611 nucleotides long. RefSeq lists its product as uncharacterized. NCBI's taxonomy places the organism in Eukaryota, Fungi, Basidiomycota, Agaricomycetes, Boletales, Serpulaceae. The transcript is spliced from 19 exons. Gene Ontology annotation, molecular function: acyl-CoA dehydrogenase activity; heme binding; flavin adenine dinucleotide binding. The record is from RefSeq and is a predicted model, not a curated record. The coding region runs from base 30 to 1589 and encodes 519 amino acids.
GGUAAAAUCCGCACAUCAUAAGAACAACCAUGUCCGCCCCACAAUUGAAGGAGCUCACCCGCGAAGAGGUCGCACAGCAUAACAAAGGCGAUGAUCUCUGGGUAAUAAUCGACGCCAAAGUAUACAAUGUCACCCGCUUCAAAAACCUUCAUCCAGGUGGUGUAUCCGUUCUGACCGAUGAAGAAGUAGCCGGCCAAGAUGCAACGGAAGCAUUCUUCGGUUUGCAUCGUUACGAGGUCCUAGAAAAACCACAGUACAAACGCCUUCAGGUCGGCACCAUCAAGGGCGAACAAAGCGUCAUUCACGGAAAAAUCGUUGGAGAGACGAGCAAGGUUCCCUACGCCGAACCUACGUGGUUGUCAGAAGGAUAUCACAGCCCGUAUUACACUGAUAAUCAUAGAGAAUUCCAGAAAGCAAUGCGUGUAUUUGUUGAUGAGAAUAUCUACGAAGAUGCUCAAGCCCGUGAAGACGAUGGCAAGCGACCAAGUCAAGAAGUCUUUGAUAAGAUGGCUGCGGUGAAUUUGCAUGCAAUGCGGAUGGGUCCCGGAAAGCACUUACAGGGCUUAACUCUGAUGAAUGGCAUUGUUACUCCCGAACAAUUUGACUAUUUCCACGAGCUGAUAAUCACUCAAGAGAUUGUAAGGUGCGGUGCGCGUGGUUAUGGUGACGGUUUACUUGGUGGCAAAGUCAUCGGCCUCCCACCUGUACUGAACUUCGGAACUCCUGAGCUCAAAGCGAAAAUAUUACCAGAAGUGUUCUCAGGAAAGAAAUUUAUCUGCUUGGCUAUAUCUGAAGCUCAAGCUGGGAGCGAUGUAAUGGGACUUCAGACGACUGCUGUCAAAAGUGAGGACGGGAAGGAGUGGAUCGUCAAUGGAACUAAGAAGUGGAUAACCAACGGCUCAUUCGCAGAUUAUUUCACUGUGGGAUGCAAGACAGAGGAUGGGCUCACUGUUCUUCUAAUUGAACGUGGACCAGGCGUCGAAACCAGGACAAUCAAGACAAGUUAUUCAACGGCCGCAGGUACUGCAUACAUAACCUUCGAUAAUGUUGGAGUACCUGUUGGAAACACGCUGGGUGAGGUCGGUGGUGGCAUUUUCGUGAUCCUCAGUAAUUUCAACCACGAACGAUGGGUAAUGUGCUGUAGUUCUGCGAGAAGUCAGCGCUCAGUUGUUGAAGAAUGUUUGAAAUGGGCUACUCAGCGUAAAGCAUUCGGAAGACCGCUUAUAUCUCAACCAGUUAUCCGCUCUAAGCUAGCGGGGAUGAUUGCUCGUACAGAAAGUGUUCAGGCAUGGCUGGAAAACCUCACCUAUCAGAUGACUCACAUGACAUAUAAACAGCAAGCAAAUAAACUCGCCGGACAAAUCGCAUUUUUGAAGAGCUACAGUACACAAUGCGCACAGGAAACAGCUAAGGAUGCUGUUCAGAUCUUUGGGGGACGUGGUAUUACGAAGUCUGGUAUGGGUAAAUUCGUCGAGCACUUCUACAGAACGGUUACUUUUGAUGCCCUUCUAGGAGGAGCGGAGGACGUGCUCUCUGACCUUGGCGUUAGGCAGGCGUUGAGGGCUAUGCCAAAGAACGCCCGGCUAUAAAUAAAGGAGCAGCUUAGUAUUUGUUUGUAGUGUAAGACAACUUAACAUAUAUUGUAACACCUUUAAGUUUUCUAUUUAUCGAUGCUCGUCGCCGCCCGCGAGCCUCAAGUACAGCACGUAUGGUGAAGAGGUUGUGAUUGGCAUAAGGUACAGUUAUAAAGAAAAUAACAAGAAAGCUAGCUCUAGUACUAGAAUCAUUCGUACAAAACUAAAUACAUUUUACACAACCUGUAUAAGUAGCUCGAACCGUGGGAUUGAGAAGGGCCAUACAGAGAAAACGUUACAGAGAUAGAGAAUCGAGAGCAUAUCGGAAAGUACAAGGUGAUGAUUAUACGUAAGACUUACGUGAGACAGGCCUUCAACAAUCCCAUUGAAAUAAGGGCAUAAUGUCUAAUUUGAUCACUGAUAUGCCGAGGACGCGUAUUGUGCAUCAAACAUGGUAUAGUCAUUGUAACUCAUACCAGGAACCGUAGUAUCCUGCCAGACAGGGUCAGCCAUCGUUUGCAUUGAUUCUAACAGUUCUGAAUCGAACGGCAUUGGGGGUACAAAGAAAUCGUUAUUGUUAAUGAAAGUCGAGUUUUGACCUUGAUCGAAAAGCAAAGGCAUAUUAGAUGUAGAUGACUGUUGUUGGACGUCCAUGGGGGCGGUAAGCUGAUUAAACUGCGCUUCUGGGUGAGUCGGAGAAGGUGAUUGAGAUUGGGACAUUGCGGAAGGUGAACCAUAGCUAGAAACGGAACCAGAGAGCUCGGAAAAGGGGUCUGCCUCUGUUGAAGGUCCUGCGGAAGACUUGGUAUGAUGUCUCCGGUUCGAACGCCGUCUAGGCAAUGAUGUUGGAACUUUGAGAUCGUUGGGUAUGGGUGGAUGCUCGAGCCUUGCCAUUGGGGUCGCAAGUAGCCCUUGAAGGAAUCGGGAAUACAACUUGGGCGCAUGACGUUCGUCAACCGCGAUUUCGGGAGAGCCAAGCAUAUCAACUGCUCUCUGAACUAGCGUUCGGAUAUCUACACGUUGUUCGAACGUCAAGU